UUGCUUGGCUGGGUCCAGGUCUUCCAUGGCGCAGUGAGCGCGAUCAAGGCGUUUGCUCGGCGUUUAUUUCUCUUUCGCUGGAAGGAAGAUGUGAGAUCGAUCGAUCUGGCAUUUAGGGUUUAGCAGCAACGUGUUGAAAUAGUUCAUCGCGAUCGCGUGUUGGGACGCUUGGAAAAUCCCUUUGUCUUUGUGUGUGUGUGGCUUCUCCUAGAAAGUUUGGGCUUGCUUCUUCUCUUCCUCGGCACUGGACGCUUUCUUUCUCUUUCUUCCUUUUCUUUUGAUUCUUUCUUCCUCUAUCCAGCCUUGGCUAUGGCGGUCGAGCGAGGUCGGGCAGUGGGCGGCAUUGGGUGCUAGGUCGCGAACCGAGCGAGCGCGUGGAUCUUGGAAUUUCGCGCACAGAUCGAUCGAUCGGGAGGAGAAAUAGCUCGUUGCGAGAGAUCGGGGAGCUAGAGAUGAUUGACACGCCACCGACUAGCAAGAACAGCAAGGAUCACGGCAAGGAGUUCACCGAUUUCCAAUGGCUGCUCGCGGAGCUAGAUCGGAUGUGGUUCCACGACAAUGCUUUCAGCUUCCCGUUGGGCGACUGGAUCCGAUCGAGCUGCUGCUGGUCGUGGGAUCAGUGCUGGCAGUCCCCGGAAUCCCUGGACAAGAAGAACAAGAGAUCGUGGAUUCCCCCAGAAAUCCAGUCCGUGGAGAUGGAGGCGGUGAUUCGGCCGUUGCGAGAGACUGGCAAGGUUUUCAGCACGGGCGACCUCCCUGGCGCUGGAUUCAAGCUUCUUAAGGAUGAGUCUCUAGAGGAGGAUCAAUGCGGAGGCGCGAUCUCUCCGGAGUGCGUCUCGGAUGGAGGAGGGGUGGUUGUUCUUGACGAGGAGGACGAAUUCACGACGCGGAAGCUGGAAACGAUCCCGUCGGCAUCGGCAUUGUUCGUCGCCGACGAGCCCACAAUCCAAGGGCUCGAGCGCUCCGAAUCUUCGCCCGCCGCCAUCGCCGCCACCGCCGCGUCUCCGCCAAACCCGCGCCGGCGGCGGCGAUCAUCGCAGCGCAGCAAGACCACGCGGAGCUGGAGCGAGCUGGAAUUCGACGAGGUCCGCGGGUUGCGAGAUCUGGGCUUCAAGCCCAGGGAGGGAGAUCUCAUGCCCCGGCGAGUGGUGAGCCUGGCGACGAGCACAGCCAGAUCAUCGCCCCGGCGCGAGCGGAUCUAUCCAUCCCACGCCUGGAGCAUCCGGAGGCCCGAUUCGCCGCUCCUCAACCUGCGAAUGCCGGAUCCAAACCGGCAGGGCGUGGAGGACAUGAAGGCGCAUCUCAAGUUCUGGGCUAGGGCUGUGGCAUCCACUGUGCGCCAGGAAUGCUAGAACGAAGAAGAACAAACGAGGAACACAUUCUUUGGUAUAUCCUCCAGCGCGCGGUGGCAUCGUGGUGGUAUAUUAUCUCGGCCAGUGCGGCGGCGAUGUGAAUGCUCCAGACUGGCUGGAACUGGAACUGCAAGAUUCGACCGUGUAUCAUAAAUACAUAUUUUACCGCAAUGUAACAAACUAGACGACCAUGGCGUCAAUUUUUCUACGUCAUCUAGCUAGGAUACAUCCGCUAUUCACCAUGGUGGCAUGCAUAACCAUUGCGGUAUAUUCUUAAGCACCAUUGUGGCAUAUUCGUUACAUUAUAAAUGUAAAAAAUAACAUAGAAUAUUCUUUAA
Molecule: messenger RNA, 1690 nt
Organism: Selaginella moellendorffii
Lineage: Eukaryota; Viridiplantae; Streptophyta; Lycopodiopsida; Selaginellales; Selaginellaceae
Exons: 2
Coding region: 453-1352 (299 amino acids)
Source: RefSeq, a predicted model, not a curated record